AUGCAACGCGACCAUUCAAUAUUGAAGUGGGGGAAAGUCCGGAACCGUCCUAACAACACUUUCAUUUUCGCUUUUUACGCUGAGUAACUGCGGGCUUCGUCCCGAGUCUGGUUCCUGGCAUCGAAUUACAAAAUAAAAAGAGAGCUUGUUAUUCUUUAUCUCGGUGGGGCAGAAGUUUAAACACGCCAACACACGUAACCGAGUAACAGAGACGACAUGGCCUCUCUGGAUAUCCGUCUGGACUCGAAGAAACAGGUGGAUGACUUCUGCCAAAAGCUCACCAAGGAGGCAGAAGACUUGGUGUCCAAAUGUUUCCCUCAGAAGAUUGAAGAGCUGCAGUUGCUGCUGAAGACAUCUUUCAGCUGCGAUAACCUGGCAUCCCUGAAGGCUCCGCUGGACAUCCCGAUACCUGACCCGGCCAAAGAGGAGGCCAAGCGCAAGAAGAAAGAGGAGAAGGAGGCGAAGGAAGGAAAGAAAGACAAGGACGGCGAUAAAGAGGACGAAGAUUCAGGGCCUCCUUGUGGUCCCAUCUGCACCAAUGAGCACGUGGAGAGUCUACUGCAGGAGGUGAAGCCUCAGAUCCAGACACUGAAGGAGAAGCUCAACACGGUGUCAAUGUGGGUGCAACUCCAAAUCCCUAAAAUUGAAGACGGCAACAACUUUGGAGUGGCGAUCCAGGAGAAAGUGUUCGAGCUGCUGACCAACACGCGCACAAAGAUCGAGGGGUUCCAAACCCAGAUUUCAAAAUAUUACAGUGAGAGAGGUGACGCUGUGGCCAAAGCCUCCAAACAAUCCCACGUGGGAGACUACAGACAGCUGGUUCAUGAGCUGGACCAGUAUCAGUACUGCGAGCUCCGCCUUGUGAUCUUGGACAUCUGCAGCACAUACGCUGUGCUGUUUGACGUCAUUACCAAGAACUAUGAGAAGAUCAAGAGGCCCAGAGGAGAAGGCAAGGCUCUCAUCUACUGAGACUCCAGCAGGCUUACAGGAUCCAGCUAUCGUAGUAUGACACUCAAGUAACAAAACACCAGCUCUAACAUGUGUGGAUUCAUUUUGGUUCAAAUGACACAAUAAAGCAACUUCACUCCGA
This is a messenger RNA of Cyclopterus lumpus (lumpfish), 1090 nucleotides long. RefSeq names its product proteasome activator subunit 1 (gene psme1). The record is from RefSeq and is a predicted model, not a curated record. Gene Ontology annotation, cellular component: cytoplasm; nucleoplasm; proteasome activator complex. Gene Ontology annotation, molecular function: endopeptidase activator activity. The coding region runs from base 217 to 969 and encodes 250 amino acids. The transcript is spliced from 11 exons. NCBI's taxonomy places the organism in Eukaryota, Metazoa, Chordata, Actinopteri, Perciformes, Cyclopteridae. Gene Ontology annotation, biological process: regulation of G1/S transition of mitotic cell cycle; regulation of proteasomal protein catabolic process; positive regulation of endopeptidase activity.